GGGCCAGGAUCUUGGUUUACUCCGCAUGUCAUUACGGUGAACGCUGGAGAGUUUGGAUUGAGAAGAAAUGGAUCAUAGCAUAGUUGACACUGCAAUGACUUCAAGAAAACGUAAAAGAGAAGAGUAUAAGAAGAUAAUCUUAUUAGCUGCUGCUUGUGUUGUUCAUAUGGUCAUUGGUGUAGUGACAUGGUAUCAUAAUAACUAUUUUGUUAAGGAACCAACCCGUAAUUGGGAACUAGAACGUCACAGCUUCCUUAAUCAUCUUUAUAGAGGAACAAAUAAAGAUUGCAUUGAACAAUUGAGGCUUAGUAAAAAUGCAUUUUUUAACCUUUGUAGAAUUUUACAAGAAAAGGGUGGAUUAGUAAGAACAAGAAAUGUUCCAACAACUGAAGCAAUAUCAAUGUUUUUACAUAUCCUUGCUCACAACCUAAAAUAUAGGGUAGUGCAAUUUAGUUAUUGUAGAUCUAAAGAAACCAUAAGUAGGCAAUUCAAUGAUGUCUUGAGAGCGGUAAUGAAAGUGAGCAAAGACUAUUUGAAUUUUCAACCCUGUACUUUAGAAGGUGCGGAAGCAAACAAGUGGAGAUGGUUUGAGAGAUGUAUUGGAGCACUUGAUGAGACUCAUAUUCCGGUUACAGUUUCUCCUGAUGAGAGACCUAGAUAUCGUAAUAGAAAGGGUGAUGUCUCUACAAAUGUGUUAGCUGCUUGUGGUCCGGAUUUAAGGUUUAUUUAUGUGUUACCUGGGUGGGAAGGGUCUGCAGGAGAUUCUCGAGUAUUACGAGAUGCAUUACGUCGUCAAAACAAACUUGAAAUUCCAACUGGUAAGUAUUUUCUUGUGGAUGCGGGAUAUACCAAUGGUCCGGGAUUUUUAGCACCAUAUCGAGGGACUAGAUAUCAUCUCAAUGAGUGGAUUGGAAACACCCCUCAAAGUUAUAAGGAGUUAUUUAAUCUUCAUCAUCCAAGUGCCCGAAAUGCAAUAGAAAGGUUGAAUAAGUGA
Molecule: messenger RNA, 994 nt
Organism: Glycine soja
Lineage: Eukaryota; Viridiplantae; Streptophyta; Magnoliopsida; Fabales; Fabaceae
Product: protein ALP1-like
Exons: 5
Coding region: 68-994 (308 amino acids)
Source: RefSeq, a predicted model, not a curated record